Messenger RNA from Numida meleagris (helmeted guineafowl), 1184 nucleotides. RefSeq names its product superoxide dismutase 3 (gene SOD3). The record is from RefSeq and is a predicted model, not a curated record. Gene Ontology annotation, molecular function: superoxide dismutase activity; copper ion binding. Gene Ontology annotation, biological process: removal of superoxide radicals. NCBI's taxonomy places the organism in Eukaryota, Metazoa, Chordata, Aves, Galliformes, Numididae. Bases 16 to 1008 code for a protein of 330 amino acids. The transcript is spliced from 2 exons.
UAGCUUUUUUUCCUCAUGUUUUGGCCAGUUUCCCCCACAGGCUCACAGAGCAAGGACAAGCAGCUUAUCCUGCCCAAGACAAACUCUCAGCUCCCCUCCGUCCCUCCCCCAGCACUGCUGGUGACCCCUCCCCUGUGCGCCGUUACCCAGCUCAAAAACACGCAGCUCCGCUCACAUCGGCCCCACGCAGCUCGGGCUGUGUCCGAUCUCACCUCGCCGCAGGGGAGUGGAGGCAAAGGGCUGCUGCCGAGUGGCACUGCGGGCAGGUUUUGCAGGCUCUCAGUCACCAGGAUGCUUCUGCUUCUUCCUCUGGUCACUGGACUGGCCCUGUCUGCCACUGGUGUUGUGACAGAAACAGGAGCCGAUCCAAGCAGCGUGUCACUUCACGACAUACAGAGAAAAGUGAACGACCUCUGGCAGAGCUUGCUCUACCCAGCGAUGGCUGACAACGAGACAGGCGGGCUGACCUACGCCACUUGUGAAAUGAAGCCCAGCUCCAAAAUAGAUGCUGACAAGCCACAAGUGACUGGACAAGUCUUAUUCAGACAGCAUUACUCACAAGGAAGAUUAGAAGCCAUUUUUCACUUGGAUGGGUUUCCGCUGGAUAACAACCAGUCUGGCAGAGCUAUACACAUCCACGAGCUCGGAGAUCUCAGCAACGGCUGCGACUCCACGGGAGGACACUACAACCCCUUCAGAGUGAACCACCCCCGUCACCCAGGGGACUUUGGCAACUUUUCUCCUAAAGAUGGCAAAAUCAGAAAAUACAAACCCAAUCUCUUCGCCACAAUGUUUGGUCCCUACUCCAUCCUGGGCAGAUCCGUUGUAAUCCAUGAGCAGGAAGAUGACAUGGGCAAGGGCAAUAACAAGGCCAGUCUGGAAAAUGGAAACGCUGGCAAACGUCUGGCGUGCUGCGUGAUUGGGAUGUGCAACAACAACUUGUGGGAGGAAAAACAGUUUGAGGCUACGGACAAGAAGAAGAGAUGGCUCCGAACCAGGCUCAGCUGAGGACCUGCAGAUGAGCUACCGCCUGGGCAGCAUCAAGUACAGCGCUGAGGUGCAGAGUUGGCCGCUUACAUGGCAAAGGGGUUCCCAUCUCCAUUCUCUUGCUUCUCUGAGAAACGCGUAUCACUUUGUAGAGCCACCUUUCUGUAAGCUGAUCAAUAAAAACAGCAUCAACUCAA